UUUAAAUCUAAUGUUGAUAAGCAAAUAAUAUAUUCAUUGAACAUUUUCUAAAACACUUAGACAAACUAAAUUACUGAUUGUCUUAUCAGCGACCCAAACAUAAAUUUCAAUAAAUAGCACCGUAGCUUUGUACUAUUGUGUUAGUCUAAAGCCAUGUAUAGGUUACUUUGCUUCUUUGUGAUCAUUAGUCUCUAUUUGGGAAUUAAAGCUGGGACUUCCAUCUUGGAUACAGGAGACAUUGAACAUUGUCCACCAUAUUUUUCACGUGUGGGGCCAAAGUGCUAUCAUGUAUCCUUAGAAAAAGUGAAUUGGUUUGUUGCUGAUCGCAGAUGUAAGGCCAUGAACGCCACUCUUAUGGUAUUCGAGAAUGAAACGGAUCGCGAACAUACAACAGAUCUGCUUAUCAAAAGGGGCGUGCCUUUCAACAAUGACUGGAGAGAUGCUGUAUGGAUUGGCGGUAAUACCUUGGGUCUCCCACGACAUUUUGUGCGCUCUCAUGAUGGAGGCGCACUGCCCUUUACUCCUUGGCUGCCUGGUGAACCCAGUAACAAAAAUGAGGAAUGUAUAGAUUACUAUCGUGUUCCAAGCUCACAAAAGUUUGGAUAUAACGAUACACCUUGUCUUAGUUCACAAGUCUUUGUGUGUCAAACUCAAAUACUAAUAUCAACAGCUUUUAAUUGUCUAAAUGUUUUAAGUCUGUAGAUGUAUAACAAAAGAAUAAUGAUGA
Drosophila busckii is the source of this 727-nucleotide messenger RNA. RefSeq names its product C-type lectin 37Db-like. The record is from RefSeq and is a predicted model, not a curated record. Gene Ontology annotation, biological process: biological process involved in interspecies interaction between organisms. The transcript has 2 exons. Gene Ontology annotation, molecular function: carbohydrate binding. The coding region runs from base 154 to 702 and encodes 182 amino acids. Gene Ontology annotation, cellular component: external side of plasma membrane. NCBI's taxonomy places the organism in Eukaryota, Metazoa, Arthropoda, Insecta, Diptera, Drosophilidae.